Molecule: messenger RNA, 657 nt
Organism: Myiozetetes cayanensis
Lineage: Eukaryota; Metazoa; Chordata; Aves; Passeriformes; Tyrannidae
Product: keratin, type I cytoskeletal 10-like
Exons: 2
Coding region: 1-657 (218 amino acids)
Source: RefSeq, a predicted model, not a curated record
AUGAUCUACUCCUCGGGAAGGGAAUCCUUCUUCAACCUGAACUCCACCUGGUACGACCCCUCGGGCUCGUGGCUGGACACGCGGCGCACCCCGUUCCGCUACGGCUACGCCAACUGCUGCUCCUCGGGCUGCCACGGCGAGGGCGCCGAGGGCAUGAGGGGCCACGACUACCGGCACUACGGCUACAGGCAGCCCGUCUGCUCCGAGAGGUGCCAGGGCUACGGCUCCUCCGGGUCCUGCCACGGCUACGGCUCCUCCGGGUCCUGCCACGGCUGCGUCCGGAGACCCUCGUACGGCUACGGCUCCUCGGGGGGCUGCCAGGGCUACGGGGGGUCUGUCUGCUCCGAGAGGUGCCACGGGUCGUCAGGGCAGGGAUAUGGGAGGUCUGUCUGCUCCGAGAGGUGCCACGGGUCGUCAGGAGGAGCUCAGGGAUACGGGGGGUCCGUGUGCUCCGAGAGGUGCCACGGGUCGGGGUACCGGGGGGGCAAGGCGAGCUAUGGGAAGGUCUCGCAGUGCAUCCCGCAGAGCAGCCCCAACUUGGGCACGUGGCUGCUUCGCACUAAGCACGAGAAACAGGUAAAUUCAGCCAAGUCCAAGGCUUACAAGACCGCCCAGAAACCUCCCCGGUUCCCCGAGCCAGGCGUGGUGGGCAAUUAA